CAAUCACUCGCAUAAUUCAUUCUAGCGCCAUCAAGCACUAUAAACCUCCCGUCUACAAUCCUUUCCUAAGUUCUCUACCACAAUGUCAAGUGAACACAUCGGAGGCAUCGCGGACGGCCUCGCUCCCUCACACACAUACGUGCCAAAUCAUGGCUAUGUGAAUGCUGAUGUGGUGCCGCCCCGGAGAAGAAUAACGCUGGGCCAAUUUAUCCAAGAAGAUGACGAAGACGACGACGUGGAAGAUGAGGAAGGUGCAGAUACAGAGGGGAACGGCGAUGGGCAAGAAGACCUCUAUGACGAAGCAGCGGGCCGUGAUGACCAGGUCCUCGACCCUGAGGACCUUGCCACCUCCAACCCCGCGGACCUGACAAAAUCGUAUAACAGACGAAGACGUCUCGAUGAAGCAACUUCAGACCCCAGCGUUCCCUCUUGGCAGUAUCCCAAGGCAAAUCCGCAGCAAAAGUCUUCUCAAGGAUCAGCGGCCGCCAACUUGCACCGCGACAUGAAGGAACUCAAAUUUUCCGGCUGGGGCGAGGACGAGGACGGCCGUCGCACCAAGGACAAAGACAAGAGCGAGCGCGCGACGGCCGAGCAAGUCCUGGACCCCAAAACGCGCCUGAUCCUCUUCUCGAUGAUCCAGAAGGGCAUCGUCUCUGAGAUCCACGGGACCAUCUCGACGGGCAAGGAAGCCAACGUCUACCACGCCGUCGCCGCGUCGGAGGACGACUCGCAAGAAGACACUCACGUCGCCAUCAAGGUGUACAAAACGUCCAUCCUGGUGUUCAAAGACCGCGAAAAGUACGUGACGGGCGAAUUCCGAUUCCGCAAGGGAUACAAAACCAGGGACAACCGGGCGAUGGUGAAGAUGUGGGCGGAGAAGGAAAUGCGAAACCUCAAGAGGAUUCACGCCGCGAGGAUCCCUUGUCCCGAACCGCUCUACCUCCGACGGCACGUCCUGGGCAUGAGUUUUAUUGGGAACGGCAAAAAGGGCAAAGCGGCACCUCGGCUGAAGGACCUGGGGUUUGAGGACGAAGACGAAAGUGCGAGGUGGCGGGCCAUCUACAUUGACGUGGUGUGCUACAUGCGCAUCAUGCUACAGGUCUGCAAACUCGUCCACGCCGACUUGAGCGAGUACAACAUCCUGUACCACGACAACAGGCCGUACAUCAUCGACGUGAGCCAGAGCGUGGAGGGAGACCACCCGCGCAGCCUGGACUUUCUGCGCAUGGACAUCAAGAACGUGAGCGACUUCUUCCGACGGAAGGGCGUCAACGUGCUGGCGGAGCGCAAGGUGUACGAGUUCGUCACGAAAGCCGCGGCCGCCGGCGCGCAGAGCUUGGACAUCGAGGAGCUGCGGCAAGAACUUGACAGGCUGAUGGCGGAGCGGACGGAAGAUGACAAGGAAGAGGACGAGGUCGACAACGAAGUCUUCCGCCAGCAGUAUAUCCCGCAGACGCUGGAUGAAGUGUACGACGCGGAGAAAGACGCAGAGACGCUCCAGACGCAGGGACGAGAGGCGCUGGUGUACAAGGACCUGCUGGCGCCGCUGCGAAGCGAAGACGCACCCGCAGCCGUGGAGUCGACACCAGUCACCCUGCGGAGCGAUGACCAUGACCGAGGCUUUGUCGACAGUGGCCUAGGCGACGGUCAAAGACAAAACGAUCUGGACGAAGAAGGCGGCGCGCCCCUCCGCUCCGACGCGUCCGACGCGUCUGCCGCAUCCAACGACGAAGAUUCGGAUGCCUCCUCGUCCUCCUCCUCGCCGGGCCGGCCGCGCGGCAAGCGGUUCCAGGACAAGGACGCCAAGCGGCAGCACAAGCAGAAGGUCAAGGAGGAGAAGCGGGAGAAGAGGAGCCAGAAGAUGCCCAAGGCGACCAAGAAGAAGCUGGUCAAGGACUCGGCGCGGCGGAGCAAGCGGUGACAGAUGGGUGGAUAGGUAGAUGCAUAGAACGGUAGAAAAGAUACCAAUGCACUGCGGCGUGAUUGUCAUUGUAUAGCAGCCUGCUAUGUUUGCAUUUUACAAGUCGGCUUGGAAGUCGCCUUUCUCAAGGACAACAGCCUUGGAAAAUCGCAUGGAAAGGAAAGCUGGAAUAUCUGACGUGGGUGCAAAGAGACUGGAUUCAAGACUGUCGUAAUCUUCGAUCCCUUGCUUCCAAGCCGCGUUUUGAAUGGUCGUCAGUGUCCUGGCGCAGGG
Molecule: messenger RNA, 2194 nt
Organism: Cladophialophora immunda
Lineage: Eukaryota; Fungi; Ascomycota; Eurotiomycetes; Chaetothyriales; Herpotrichiellaceae
Exons: 1
Coding region: 83-1921 (612 amino acids)
Biological process (GO): maturation of SSU-rRNA
Cellular component (GO): preribosome, small subunit precursor; cytosol
Molecular function (GO): ATP binding; protein serine/threonine kinase activity
Source: RefSeq, a predicted model, not a curated record